UAACAAAUAUUCAUGGGAGAAGAAAACCAAUCCUUCGUGACUGAAUUUGUCCUCCUGGGCCUUUCACAAGAUUCACAGACUCAAGUUCUGCUCUUCUUCCUUUUUCUGCUCGUCUACAUGCUGACUGUUCUGGGAAAUCUGCUCAUUGUUGUACUCAUUCAUAUAGACUCCAAACUCCACACGCCCAUGUACUUUUUCCUCAGGAACUUAUCCUUUGCUGAUCUCUGCUUUUCUACUACCACUGUGCCCCAGUUGUUGUUCCACUUUAUGGCAAAAAGAAAAACCAUUUCCUUUGCUGGUUGCUCGACACAGAUAUUUGUUUUUCUUUUGCUUGGAGGUACAGAGUGUGCUCUGUUGGCUGUGAUGUCCUAUGAUCGGUAUGUAGCUGUCUGCAAGCCCCUGCACUACUCCAUCAUCAUGACUCAACAAGUGUGUCUCCAGUUGGCCUUAGGGUCCUGGGUCAGUGGAGCAUUUGUUUCUCUGAUAGAUACUUCAUUCACACUAAGCCUGCCCUACCGAGGAAAGAAUGUUAUUAACCACUUUUUUUGUGAACCACCUACCCUUCUGAAGCUGGCUUCUGCAGAUACCUAUAAAACGGAAAUGACCAUCUUUGCCAUGGGUAUAGCCAUCCUCUUAGCUCCUGUUUCCCUGAUCCUUGUUUCCUACUGGAACAUUAUCUCCACUGUAAUUCGAAUGCAGUCAGGGGAAGGAAGACUCAAGGUGUUUUCUACCUGUGGCUCCCAUCUCAUUGUUGUUAUUCUUUUCUAUGGUUCAGCCAUAUUUACAUACAUGAGACCAAACACCAAGGUAAUGAAUGAGAGGGAUAAAUUUAUCUCUGUCUUCUACUCAGCUAUUACACCUAUGUUGAAUCCCCUCAUUUAUAGUCUGAGAAAUAAGGAUGUCAAAGGGGCUCUCAAAAAAAUGAUUUCAAGAUAUUUUUAA
This is a messenger RNA of Suncus etruscus (white-toothed pygmy shrew), 942 nucleotides long. RefSeq names its product olfactory receptor 2D3-like. The transcript has a single exon. Gene Ontology annotation, molecular function: G protein-coupled receptor activity; olfactory receptor activity. Lineage: Eukaryota; Metazoa; Chordata; Mammalia; Eulipotyphla; Soricidae. Gene Ontology annotation, cellular component: membrane. Bases 13 to 942 code for a protein of 309 amino acids. The record is from RefSeq and is a predicted model, not a curated record. Gene Ontology annotation, biological process: G protein-coupled receptor signaling pathway.